AAUCGGGGAGUGUUUUUUUAAGUUGAUCCUUUUUUAGUAUUACACAGUUAUAAGUUUUUUAUAUCGAUAACUCACAGACUUUUCGGUCCAAAUACAAAACAAUAAAUUCGUGUAAAUAUUUCUGGCAAGAUAUAAAAUGGAUUUCACAAAAACAUCCAGCAUUGAGGAAACCGAGAAUACAGAGAAUACGGGUCACGCAAAGAACUUGCACGAAAAUGUUUCCAAAUUUUAUGAAACCAUAGGAAAUAUUUCAAGAAAUUUGCGCAAGGAUGAUUGGGCGUACUUGCAACGCCAUCCUGAGAUUCGAGCCAUAAUUCGGGUGAUUAUAUCAGAGGCGAUCAAAGCAAAGCCAUCGAAUAUAUAUCAUUUCACCGCCAAUUUAUUUGAUUGCGAAAAUGACGAGAUAAUGGUAGAAAAGAUAAACAAGCAACUAAUGUGGGUCAACGAGCAGUUGAGAGGUGGAACCUGGACUCCUGCUGAUGGGAAAAUUCCGUUUCCCGAGUCUAGCGAUACAUCUUCAGAAAAUAGUUGCAACAAUAAUUUCGAUAAUACACAAAAAUUUAACGUUCCCGAAAGACCAGUUUGUCCUGAAAGUUAUAAGCCUAAUUGCAAAAAAUAAUGAUCCAUUUAUUUGUUAUUUUGGUUUUAUAUCCAAAAAAUUUUAAGUAAAUCAAUUAAACAAUUUC
Molecule: messenger RNA, 686 nt
Organism: Drosophila eugracilis
Lineage: Eukaryota; Metazoa; Arthropoda; Insecta; Diptera; Drosophilidae
Exons: 2
Coding region: 137-619 (160 amino acids)
Source: RefSeq, a predicted model, not a curated record